Elgaria multicarinata webbii is the source of this 4105-nucleotide messenger RNA. It is a transcript of the gene ITGA5, whose product is annotated as integrin subunit alpha 5. Gene Ontology annotation, biological process: angiogenesis; cell adhesion mediated by integrin; cell-cell adhesion. The record is from RefSeq and is a predicted model, not a curated record. The coding region runs from base 152 to 3226 and encodes 1024 amino acids. Gene Ontology annotation, molecular function: integrin binding. NCBI's taxonomy places the organism in Eukaryota, Metazoa, Chordata, Lepidosauria, Squamata, Anguidae. The transcript has 30 exons. Gene Ontology annotation, cellular component: integrin complex; external side of plasma membrane.
GGAGGCGGGGAGGUGGCCGAGUACUCACGUUCCGGGCGGCUUGGAGAAAGACGACUUCGGGCGCGCCGUCGACAGGGGAGCCUCUUUCGGCCGGCAGGGAUUCUCCUCGCGUUCCGUCCAGCCGGAGAAGCCGCUGCUCUCGGCCCCAGCCAUGCUGCCCCGGGCCCUCCUCCUCCUCUUCAGCAUGCCUUGCGCUUGCGGCUUCAACCUGGACGCCGAGGCGCCGGCGCUUUUACGCGGCAGCCCGGGCAGCCUUUUUGGGUUCUCGGUGGAUUUUUACCUCCCCGAGGAGCAGAGUUUCAAUGUCCUCGUUGGAGCACCCAAGGCCAGAACAAACCAGCCAAAUGUCACAGAGGGGGGAGCUGUCUAUUACUGUCCUUGGCAUCUUGGCAACAUCAGCUGCACGCCCAUUGAGUUUGACAACAAAGGAUCCCGUGUGGACGAGACAUUGGGACAGAUGGAGUUCAAAUCCCUGCAGUGGUUUGGAGCCACAGUGAGAUCACACGGCAGCUCCAUCCUGGCCUGCGCCCCCCUAUAUAGUUGGCGGACCAUGAAGGAUAAGGCUGAGCGAGAGGUGGUGGGUACCUGCUACCUGUCAGUCAACAACUUUACCAAGUUUGUGGAAUAUGCACCUUGCCGUUCAGACCGGAAUGGACGCAUAGGACAAGGCUAUUGUCAAGGUGGAUUUAGUGCUGAAUUCACAAAGACUGGACGUGUUGUUCUUGGUGGCCCAGGAAGCUAUUACUGGCAAGGCCAGGUGCUAUCGGCAACUCAGGAUGCCAUUAAAAAGUCCUAUGACCCCGAAUAUUUAAUCUUGGAGGUGAAAGGGCAACUUGAGACACGUCAGAGUCCCAGCAGUUAUGCUGACGACAGUUACUUCGGCUACUCUGUGGCUGUAGGUGAAUUCAGCGGAGACUCCAUUGAAGACUUUGUGGCCGGUGUUCCUAAAGGAAACCUGACCUAUGGAUAUGUUACAAUUCUAAAUGGAAGUGACAUUCGACAUUUAUACAACUUUUCUGGAGAACAGAUGGCUGCCUCUUUCGGGUAUGCUGUGGCCGUCACUGAUAUCAACGGUGACAGCCUAGACGACUUGCUGAUCGGAGCCCCCUUGUUUAUGGAGAAGACGGAAGAUGGCCGCGUGCAGGAGGUGGGCAGGGUCUACAUCUACCUCCAAAAGCUGGACAGCAUGGAGCCGGUCCCGUCGGCAGUACUCACCGGUCAUCAGGAGGCUGGUCGCUUUGGCAGUGCUAUCACCCCGCUAGGAGACCUCAACCAGGAUGGCUACAACGAUGUGGCCAUCGGGGUACCGUUUGGCGGCAAGACCCAGCAAGGUGUGGUCUACGUGUACAACGGGCAACGUGAUGGGCUGCACCCCAAACCUUCCCAAGUCUUGCAAGGCCAGUGGGCCACUAGUGAAACCCCUGACUUCUUUGGGUUUGCCCUGCGCGGGGCCAAGGACCUGGAUGGAAAUGGUUACCCAGAUCUGAUCGUGGGGGCCUUUGGAGUAGACACAGCUGUGGUUUACAGGGGCCGCCCCAUUGUUCACGCCAGUGCCACACUCAGCAUCUUUCCCUCCAUGUUUAACCCUGAGGAGCAAGCGUGUACCCUGGAGGGCUCUGGGACCCCUGUUACAUGCAUCAACCUGAGCUUCUGUCUGAAUGCAUCUGGGAAACAUGUGCCUGACUCCAUUGGAUUCACUGUGGAGCUGCACCUCGACCACCUCAAGGCCAAAGAGGCCAUGAAGCGGGCGCUCUUCCUACAUUCCCAGAAGCCCCAUCUGGUCCAGUCUCUCCAAGUACGCAAUGGUGCCAACUCCGAGUGCCGUGAAAUGAAGAUCUACCUCAAGGGUGAGUCAGAAUUCCGUGACAAGCUCUCCCCCAUCUAUUUAUCACUCAACUUCUCGCUGGAUCCAGAGGCCCCACCAGAUGCAUAUGGUCUGCAACCCAUCCUCAACUAUCUCACAAACAACCAAAUUGUACAGAAGGCACAGAUCCAGCUUGAUUGCGGUGAAGACAACGUGUGCGUCCCCGAUCUCCACCUCGAAGUCUCUGGGGAUCAUACCAUUGUCUACCUGGGCGACAAGAACGCACUGAAUCUUACGUUUUAUGCAUUCAACCGUGGAGAAGGUGGUGCUUAUGAAGCUGAGCUCCAUGUCACUAUCCCACCCGAAGCAGACUACACCGGGGUUAUGCGGAACUAUGGGAACCUUUCCAGCCAGAGCUGCAACUAUGGCACGGUGAAUGACACCAACAUGGUCAUCUGUGACCUUGGCAAUCCAAUGAAGGCCGGCAUCAGUCUCUCGGGGGGCCUGCGCUUUACCGUGCCUCACCUCAUCGGUGCUAAGAAAUCCAUCCAGUUUGACUUUCAGAUUCACAGCAAGAACGCAAACAAUUCCCACAGCGAGGUGGUGUCGCUCCCCCUGCGCGUCGAGGCCGCCCUUCGUUUCUCAACCCACGGAGCAUCCAUGCCAGACACUGUAUCCCUUCCAGGAUCUGGCUGGCUCCCAGGUCGCGCGGUGCAGCGAGAACAAGAAGUGGGCCCUAGCGUUUGCCAUGUUUUUGAGUUUGUGAAUGAAGGCCCGAGUGCCAUCAGCGAGGGGAUCUUGGACGUCAGCUGUCCUUACCGAAUGCAAGGGCGGGCCGUCAUGUACGUCACGCACUACACGGUGCCAGCCAACUGUACCUCCAGCCAUCCCAUCAACCCAUCACGUCUGCAGCUGGAGCAGCCUCCAACAUCUUUCCCUCUGCAAGAUCAGCACUACGUGCAAAAACAUGAUGGGGGAUUGAGCAGCAGCUCUAGUUUGAAAUGUAACGAGGAGGAGUGUUUCCAACUACAAUGCCACAUGGGGGCACUACUACGGCAGGGAAGUGUCAGCUUGCGUCUCUACUUCCGCAUUUGGUCCAAGAGCUUCCAGCAAAAAGACAGCAUUCCCCACACUAUCCAGUGUGAAGCGGUCUAUCAUGUACGGAAAGUGCCCUACAAAAUCCAGCCUCCAGAACACCCUCCCACUAACCUCAAGGUUUCAACGACAUUGCACUGGGCCAAGGCAGAAACCAGCCAGGGGGUUCCUCUCUGGAUCAUCAUCUUAGCCAUUUUGAUCGGAUUGCUGCUCUUGGCACUGCUCAUCUAUGUACUGUACAAGCUGGGCUUUUUCAAGCGCUCUCUUCCUUACGGCACAGCGAUGGAGAAGGCUCAGCUGAAGCCACAAGCAGCUUCAGAGGCCUAGCAGGCCCAACUUUGCCCCUCCGUGUAUGUGUUUUUGUCGCUGCUGCCCUGCAAAGAGGCACCGGGAUCGCCCGCCGUGAGCACUGGGGAGGGGAGCACAGCCACACACCAGCAGGGCAAAAAGAAGGGCAGAGCCGCAGACGCGAGGCCCCCACGGACUGCCGCAGAGAACUGUGCCCCCAUGCGCCUCUGCCCCCUCACUGGAAGAGGCUCCAGGCUCAGUGCCUUCCCUCUCCUCCCUGUUCCCUGGGGCUCGGAUCCUACAAUCACGGUGUGCCCUGACUGGGGUCUGCAGCAGGCAUUUGCUCCCAGCGAAAGGGAAUACUUGAAGCCGCUGGAGUGGCCGGUGCUGGCCUGUUCGCAGGCCCCCUAUGUCAAGCUGUCUGUUCCGUCCUUCCGUGGGGAAGGGAGUGUUGCCCUGGACAGUUUCCAAGCUGCCAGUCUCCUCUGAAAUGCCACAGCUUGGCUGAAAGGAAGAAAAGAAAAAGAAGAAGAAGCACAAUCACCUCCUGAGUCCAGCUCUUUCUCCUCCACGGGCCGCAACGGAGGAUCCUGGGCUCUCACUUCCUGUCUUCCCCUGGCCUGCUUCCUGUGGGGGAUGACAUGGGACAGAGACUGAAGCUGGGAAAGCCAGAUGCUCCCGCAAUGCCAAAGGUUUGCCACGUUAGGAAGCCAAGCCAUCGCCCGGUGUCGGCCCGGACUUGCCGACGGUCUUCGCACUGAUCUCCGGAAACCGCUAGAGAUUUUUAUUUUUCAGAUGCCACUUUAAUUAAAAGAAGAAGGAGAAAUGAGGAAGCUGCUGCCGCCUCCUAAUAGCAGAGACAGGGGUUGCUGUUUUAAUUUAAAAUGUCCAAUGUGCAAUAAAUGCUUCCAUAUUUUC